Plasmodium gonderi is the source of this 2211-nucleotide messenger RNA. RefSeq lists its product as hypothetical. NCBI's taxonomy places the organism in Eukaryota, Apicomplexa, Aconoidasida, Haemosporida, Plasmodiidae. Bases 1 to 2211 code for a protein of 736 amino acids. The record is from RefSeq and is a predicted model, not a curated record. Gene Ontology annotation, molecular function: ATP binding; ATP hydrolysis activity. The transcript has a single exon.
AUGGAAGGAAAAAAAAAAAAAGAACAAAAGGAUGGUAACUCGAUUAAUGCUUGCAAGUUGGUAGAAGUACUCAGCAACGAUGAGAGUACCUUCGCAUGUGUUUCGUGUUUUGAAAGAAAUUCGUACGAGACAUAUAACAACAUUUUGGUAUUUGUUAAAAAAUAUUUGAAGAUUCCUUUAUACGUUAUUGACAUUCUAAGUAUAUAUAAUCAUGAUAAUAUAGCAAAGUUUGUUAAAGAUGUAUUUAUAAACUUUAUUAAAUACAUUAAAAGAAAGAAGGCCUUUAAAUCAGUCCUAUUUCUACCCUAUUUUGAUGAUUGGGUAGUGUCCAUAAAAGAAAGCAGAAAUUUAAACGGCUUUGAAGGAAGUAAUGAAGAAAGUGAUAAAUUCAGUGAUGGCAAAAACUAUGAACAAAACGAGUUAUCAGAUUCUUACAAAAAGUAUGAAAGAGAAAAAAAAAAAAAAAAACACACACGAGAUGUUAAUAUGCAUAUCUAUAAUUCCAUUUACUACUUAAAAAAUAAGCUGCUGAAAAAAUUGAACAAAAAAAAGUUCUGCGUUAAAUUAAUAGGUUUCCACAAAACGAGAGGAAUAUUUGACCUAUAUAAGAACUUAUUUGAUUGUAAAAUAAAUAUCUCCUAUUUUGUUAACACACGAGUCCCGUAUUAUAUUCACCUAAACAAAGAUAUUAAUAAAAGACUCUUAAAAAAGAAGAAUUUGUCUAUAGAUAAAAUAUAUACCUAUUUAUCCAACAAGGUAGAUUAUCUAGAUAGUAUGAAUGGAAAUAAUGUGAAUUUAUUUAAAUGUUUUUUCACAUAUUAUUAUAAUUUUCAAAAGGGCAUUAUCAGAAAAUCCAGAAAAAAUGGACACAAGAAAAAAUUAGAAAUUCCAAAUAUAAGUAACCCAUAUGAACAUACAAAUUAUGAAUUUCUAAGCAAUAAUUUUAAAUUGAUAAAUUGUUUGAUAAAUUUGAAUUAUUUUAAGUAUCUUCGAAAGUAUAAAUAUUUUCUGAUAAAUAAAAAAAAAAAGACAUUCGCGAUUUUUCUCUUCACACAAAAUGAUAAACAUGUUUUGAAACGUAUAUGUAAGCGUCUGUACACGCCAUUUUUUAUAAAAGAAUAUGUUUAUACGCUUCUCAAAAGGCAUACAAAAUUGCGUGACACUUUUAAAAGUGCAAAUGCUCGUGUCGAAGGAGACAGCGCUUUCCCCAUGUGCUCCAAAGAGGAUACUCAAGUUCAGCACUUUUCCAUUAUAAGCAAUGCUGAAAAUUGUAAUGAUUUCAAUGAUAACAAAAACAAUUGCUGUGGUAGAGUAAAAUGCUUUAACAUGGAACCAAAUAAACGUGUUUACACGAAACAGUUGGGGAGACACCCACAGUUAUUAUGUCAGAAACAUGUUCGAAAGCGCGCUAAGGAGGAGGACCUUUUGGCGCCCAUUAGAAAGCAGUUCAUACUGAAAAACAUAUAUCAGUGUGAUGAUAAUUACAAUAUCUGUAAUUCACAGUCAAGAACAUUAUUAAGAUUCUAUUUUAGUAAAAUAAAACUGCCUAACACUUGUUUGAUAUAUGGUAGUAGUGGAGCCGGAAAAACCACGUUAUUGCAGUUUUUAGUUCACAUUAUUUCCUCAAAUUAUAAAGAUAUUUUUUUUGAUGAAAAAAUUUUGAACUGUACUCUUGAUAAUAAAACUGAAAUGAACAUAAACAAUAUACACGAUCGAGGAGGCACUAACAUGAGUAAGGAAAACAAGCAUACAAGUAAUAAUCCAGUUUGGGGGCGAAGAAGGUACAAACAUGUGUCAUAUAUGUCCUUUCUAAUGAAAAAGAUGAAUUAUAGAGAAAAAAAAAAAUUAUUUUUUCAAUUUCAAAAUGUGUGCAUAAUUGCAUUUGAAAAUCAUCUUUUAGUAAACAAAACAAUCGGUGAAAAUAGCCGAUACAUAAAGAAAAUUUUCACUAUGGCUUUAAAGAAUCAACCAGCAGUAAUAAUUUUUGAUAACAUAGAUCUAUUCCUUGAAAAAAAUAAUAACUACAAAUAUCCUGCAGAUGAUCAAAAUGAAGAUGUGUAUAAAAACAUUUACAUUCUGUUAAUACAUUAUUUACGCAUAUACGUAAAUACGUCUAACAAAAUAAAGUUUUUUGCAACAUGUAGUGUGCAUCCACAAUUUUUCAAAUUCUCCUUCCUUAAUUUGAUGCAACGGAUGUUAUUCAUUUCGUGA